AUGAACUGGACGUCACUCCAGGAGCUCCUGAGCGGCGUCAACAAGUACUCAACUGCCCUGGGCCGCAUCUGGCUGUCAGUGGUGCUGGUCUUCCGGGUGCUGGUGUACGUAGUGGCGGCCGAGGAGGUCUGGGACGAUGACCACAAGGACUUCGACUGCAACACCCGCCAGCCAGGCUGCGCCAACGUCUGCUUCGACCACUUCUUCCCCGUCUCCCACGUCCGCCUGUGGGCCCUGCAGCUCAUUCUGGUCACCUGCCCGUCCCUGCUGGUCGUCAUGCACGUGGCCUACCGGCAGGACCGAGAACGUAAACACCGGGAGAAGCACGGGGAGCACUGCGCGCAGCUGUACCCGGACCCGGGCAAGAAGAGGGGGGGCCUCUGGUGGACCUACCUGCUGAGUCUGCUCUUCAAGGCCGCCGUGGACAUCGGCUUCCUCUACGUCUUCCAUCGCCUGUAUGAGAACUACAACCUGCCCCAGGUGGUGGGCUGCGCCGUGCCCCCCUGCCCCAACGUCGUCGACUGCUAUAUCGCCCGACCCACCGAGAAGAAGGUCUUCACCUACUUCAUGGUGGCCACCUCCUUGGCCUGCAUCCUCCUCAACCUGGGUGAAGUGGCAUACCUGGUCGGCAAACGGUGCUCAGAGCUGCUCAGGCCACGGCGGCGGAGGCUGGUGGUGGCCCCCCGGGCGGCCUUUCCCGAUGGCUUCCCCCCAUACGUUGCCCCCCAAGUCAGUCCCUCUCAGCGGGAUGACCCAUCCCCGGGGAAGGCCGACAAUCCAGCGUCCGCUCUGAUGAGCUCGGGACACUUGAGAUAA
Messenger RNA from Tachyglossus aculeatus (Australian echidna), 816 nucleotides. RefSeq names its product gap junction beta-4 protein-like. Gene Ontology annotation, cellular component: connexin complex. Gene Ontology annotation, biological process: cell communication. NCBI's taxonomy places the organism in Eukaryota, Metazoa, Chordata, Mammalia, Monotremata, Tachyglossidae. The transcript has a single exon. The record is from RefSeq and is a predicted model, not a curated record. The coding region runs from base 1 to 816 and encodes 271 amino acids.